AUGGCGAUUAUCUCUGAGAUGCAGGAGGAGAGACCCUCGACUUUGCCGUUCAGGGCAAGUUUUGAUCCUUCAAACCCACUAGGGUUUUUGGAGAAAGUCCUCGACUUUAUUGGGAAAGAGAGCAACUUUCUGAUGAAAGACACGGCGGAGAAGGAGAUCGCCACUGCUGUUACGGCGGCGAAGGAGAGGUUGAGGGGAGCGGAAAAGAAGAAGGCGGAGAAGGACAGCUUGAAGCCCAUGGAGUUGAAGGAGAGUGUUCCUCCGAUGGAGCCCAUGGAGGUGGACAAGCCGAAGAAGGAGGAAACCUUCAAGCCAACGGAGUCCAUGGAGGUGGAGAAGCCGAAGGAAGAAGAAAAGCAAGAAUCUGGCCCUAUCGUUCCUAACAAAGGAAAUGGGCUUGAUUUUGAGAAAUACUCAUGGACACAGAAUCUCCAGGAGGUCACGGUUAAUAUUCCAGUGCCUAGCGGCACUAAAUCACGGUCUGUCACGUGUGAAAUCAAGAAGCACCGUCUGAAAGUUGGUCUUAAAGGACAAGAUCCAAUCAUCGAUGGAGAAUUCUUCAAUCCUGUCAAGCCUGACGACUGCUUCUGGAAUAUCGAGGAUCAAAAGGUCAUAUCGGUGCUAUUGACAAAGCAAGACCAGAUGGAGUGGUGGAAAUAUUGUGUGAAAGGAGAACCUGAAAUAGACACUCAGAAAGUUGAACCAGAGACGAGCAAACUGGGUGAUCUCGACCCAGAAACUCGCAGUACCGUUGAGAAGAUGAUGUUUGAUCAAAGGCAGAAGCAGAUGGGACUCCCAACGAGUGAUGAGAUGGAGAAGCAAGACAUGUUGAAGAAGUUCAUGGCUCAGCAUCCUGAGAUGAACUUCUCUAAUGCAAAGUUUAACUAGUUUGUAUUCAAUUUUUCUCUUCUCAUAAUGACAUUAUAAAAAAACUCAUGAUU
Messenger RNA from Eutrema salsugineum, 941 nucleotides. Its product is annotated as protein BOBBER 2. The transcript has 5 exons. Gene Ontology annotation, biological process: protein folding. NCBI's taxonomy places the organism in Eukaryota, Viridiplantae, Streptophyta, Magnoliopsida, Brassicales, Brassicaceae. The coding region runs from base 1 to 888 and encodes 295 amino acids. The record is from RefSeq and is a predicted model, not a curated record. Gene Ontology annotation, cellular component: cytoplasm.